Molecule: messenger RNA, 207 nt
Organism: Psilocybe cubensis
Lineage: Eukaryota; Fungi; Basidiomycota; Agaricomycetes; Agaricales; Agrocybaceae
Exons: 4
Coding region: 1-207 (68 amino acids)
Biological process (GO): translation; ribosomal small subunit assembly; maturation of SSU-rRNA
Cellular component (GO): cytosolic small ribosomal subunit; ribosome
Molecular function (GO): structural constituent of ribosome
Source: RefSeq, a predicted model, not a curated record
AUGGAUUCCUCCAAAGCCCCCGUCAAACUCGCUAAAGUCAUCAAGGUUUUGGGACGCACUGGAUCCCGUGGAGGUGUUACCCAAGUCCGCGUCGAAUUCAUGGACGACACAUCGCGGACGAUUAUCCGUAACGUGAAGGGACCUGUUAGGGAGGAGGACAUCCUUGCUCUCUUGGAAAGUGAGCGUGAGGCCAGACGCCUCCGUUAG